GCCGUCUCAGAUGUGGAGCCCUGCCCGUCCUGAGCGCUCGCUGCGGCCAAACGACAGAGCCCACCCCUGGUUCGGAGGGGGACACACACACACUCUCUGGAGUCGGAGUCCGUUUCUACUUUUUCUACUUUUAGAGCUGUCGCUUUCCCAACAUUGGGCCGCUUUUUGAGGGAAAAUAUACCAGUAUCGCGUAGAGGAGCGGGACCUCAUCAGGUACUUUCUGCCUGUUGGCGUGGAUGUGGGGCUCUGUUUCACUCAACAUCAUGGACGGCUGGUUCACCCACUCCACUGACCUAACAGAUUAAUAAUCAUUUACAGACAGAGAGGAAAGGAAUGGGAUAUGAUUCCAGGUGAUAAGGUGGAAGAACUCUUCAGCUUAACAAAGAACAUAGAUGAAUAUUUGCCAUGCUACAUGGGAAGGCUCUGAACUCCACCUUGCUCUUGCUCCUCAUCCCCAUCGUCUUAGUUUCUGCCCAUGGUCGCACCUACCCCGGUUUUUCUCGUAAUGACACUGAAUUCCAGCACCUGGUGCUCCACCCAGACCCCUCUGUGGGGACAGUGUACGUGGGGGCCAGGGACCACCUCUUCCAGCUGGACGGGUUAGAUGGACUCCGGCUGGAACAAGAAGAGAUGACCGGCCCUGUCAGCGACAGCAAAGACUGCCUUCCCCCUGUCACUGAGUUCAACUGUCCCCAGGCCCGGAGAACCAGUAAUCACAACAAAUUACUGCUGGUGGAUCCAAAGGCGUUGGAGUUGAUCACCUGUGGCUCAGUGCACCAGGGCACCUGCCAGAAACGCAGCCUAUCAUCGAUCAAAAAAGUUCUUUUCUCCACCGAGAGGCCCGUGGAUACGCAGUAUGUUGCGGCCAAUGAUCCGUCAGUCUCAACUGUGGGGCUGGUGGUGGGGCUUCGUGGUGGGGAAAGGACAGUAAUGUAUGUGGGGAGGGGCUAUACUGCUAGCCAUCCACCCAUUUCUACCCGCCACCUUUCAUCAGAACCCAUCUUUUCCUACGAGGAGACAGCUAAGCUGGCUGUAGCUGGGCGUCUGUCUGAAUACGACCACCAUUUUGUGACAGCGUUCACACGGCGUAAAUAUGUGUACUUCUUGUUUUACCGCCGUGACAUCAAGUCAGCAUCGAGAGAAUACCGGACCUAUGCCGCUCGAGUGUGCCUAGAUGACACAUCCUACUAUUCCUAUGUGGAAGUUCCUCUUGUUUGCCGAACCCCAACCUCUCCUUCAAGGACGUACAACUUGCUUCAGGCAGCCCAGGUGGGACAAGGUGCAGGCCAGGAAGGUGAGGAUCUGCUGGGAGUCUUCUCCACCCACAUCAGCUCCACAAACAACAGUCCCUUGGAUGCCUCGGCUCUGUGCGUUUACCCUCUGGAUGAACUUGACAGGCACAUCGACUCUACCCGUGACCUGUGUUACACCCAGGAUGGGCGGGUGGAGGGAAGAGGAGAGGUGGCCUACAUAGAGUACGAGGUCAAGUCCAGCUGUGCCAACUUGCCCUUGAAUACCUUGAAGGCGUAUCCCUGCGGCUCUGACCACACCCCUAGUCCGAUGGCAAGCCGGGCAUCGCUGGAAGCUAAAACUGUGUGGCACACCUCAGCCGCCCGUCUUACUGCCGUGGCCGUCAGUGUCAGAGACGGACACAGCAUUGCCUUCCUGGGAGACUCCAAAGGGACUUUACACAAGGUGUAUCUUGGCCAAGAUGGUAUGGUGGAGGUAUAUGCGAACACAACGAUCCAUCCCAACUCACCAAUUAACAGUGACCUUCUAUUGGAUCAGAACGGAGCACAUAUCUACAUCAUGACCAAAACUAGUGUAGAGAAGCGUCCAGUGGCAGAAUGUGGAGCUCACCUGGACUGUCAAUCCUGUCUGUCUGCCAAAGAUCCCUACUGUGGUUGGUGUGUCUUGGAGGGAAGGUGUGGCCAACGCUGGGAGUGCCAGCGAGGGUCUCUGCAGGGCCAGUGGUUGUGGAGUUUCAACCAGACGCAGCAGUGCCUCAGUAUUCAGCACCUCAGCCUCUACAACAUCAGCCGUGGGGAGAAAACUGAUAUUACAGUAUCAGUAGAGGGCCUUCCCAGUCUAGGAGACGGAGAGUUCUACUCUUGCUUUUUCCAGGACACAGAGACUCCGGCCUCACUCACUAAGACUGGUGUGACUUGCUCCACCCCUGAUGCCAGCAGUCUUCCCCCUAUUGGCCAUGGAGAUGAAUUUGUGAUGGUGACCCUGUCACUACGUUUCAUAAAUGUGACAGUGGCAGAGACAGAGUUCACCUUCUACAACUGCAGCUUGGUUCAGGAGCUCUCUGGACGUAGGCCAUGCCAUGGGUGUGUUAGCAGUCGCUGGGGGUGUAACUGGUGUAUCCACCUGCAUGUCUGCACACACACACACACCUGCAGCCAAGGAGUCACUAUCUACAACCAAAACUUUAAACCGCCAACACCCACCACCCCACCACCCACCAGAAAACUGACCCCCUUACCCCCUACUGUCCGGGCUGCUACAACAACAACAACAACCACAACCACAACAACACAGCCACCACCCACAGAGAUACCUACCCCAACCACAGCAGCUGCCCCUUCAACUGCCACCACAGUGACACCACCAACCACCCAUAAUGCUGAAUCUACAGCACCCCUUACACUGGCCACAACUUCCCCCUUUGUCAGGAACCAGGCCACCACCAGCCCCACAGAUUUCACCACCAUAGACGGGUCCCUUUCUGAUGUGGACAGAACGACAGAGGGAAAUGGUGCCAUCACAAGAAGUUUUUCAGAGGAUGAGGACACUGACACCUUAAAUAUCACUGAUGAACCUCUCUACACUACAUUACGCAGCAGUACUAGUGGCCAGGUAGACUCUGAGCUGAGAUUUUUAGAGCUGUCUGGUGAAGCAGUGGGCUCUUCCUCUGAUGUAAGUUCAGCUACCUCUGGCGAAGUCACCCUUUUAAUAGACCUUUCUAUCGGUGACGAUAAGGACUCUAAAGUUACUGACUCACCUUCAUGGUUGAAUGAAUGGGAAAAGCCAGAGGGAGAGACUGAGGUGGACUCUGCAACAGGUGAACCUGUUGCAGGUGCCAGCGAAAACUCGGUCAUCUAUACACAAUCACCUAAAACAGUUGAUGACCUCAACUCCGAAUCUGCAACAAACUACCAAUCUGAUUCUUCAGCUGACUCUUAUUUUCUGGAAUGUCCGUGUGUGGAGAAAGUUCAGGAUUCCUCUCUUCUCCCUGUCAAUGUGGAGAGGAAAAUCACACUGGUGGGACAACAUCUAAACCUGUUUCAGGAUGAGUAUUUGGACUACGAGUGCGUGUUGGACAUUGAGAAUCGGUCAGUGGUGGUGGAUGCCUCUGUGGAGCUGGAUGCCACACAGCCAUCAGUCUUCUUUAUCACCUGCCAACCGCACCAGUAUGCCUACUCUGUUUUGAUGGAGGAAUACCCAGCCAUGAUCAACGUGAGGAGGAAAAACAACUUCCUCAUCGACAGCGCUGAGGAUCUGUACGUGACUCUGUUCAACUGUUCAGUGGGGCGGUCAGACUGCAGCCGAUGUCGUACUGCUGACCCCAAGUAUGGCUGUGUUUGGUGUGGUGGUGCUGCUAGCUCUCGCUGUGUGUACCAGGAUUCCUGCACCGAUGAGAUCAAACACACCUGCCCUGCACCUGUCAUUCACUUUCUGGACCCGGUAUCUGGUCCUGUAGAGGGAGGGACAGUAAUGACUAUUUCAGGCUCUAACCUCGGCCAGAGAGCUGAAGACAUCCAGAACUCAGUCACGGUAGCUGGGGUCCCCUGCAGUGUCAUCCACAGCAGAUAUGAAGUCUCCUCAAGGAUAGUGUGUGAGACCACAAGCAGCGGAGGAGAGAAGAGCGGCCAGGCCUCAGUCAAAGUGAGGGGAGGAGGCCUCGGACUGUCGGCUCAGAUCUUCAGCUUCCAGGAUCCUGUCCUAAGCGGCAUCUUCCCCCAAAGAGGGCCGAAGGCGGGGGGCUCGUCUCUUAGCAUCAGAGGUCGGAGACUGAGGACUGGACACCCGAGUGAAGUCAGCGUCCUAAUCGGAGGAGUGCCAUGUAUGGUGCUAAACAUCCGGGAGGAUCAGAUCAGCUGCCUGACCAAAGGCAGCAACAGAACAGGAGAACAUGGCAUCACUGUGCGGUUUGGUGGGGCAGAACGCCACCUGCAGGAUUUGGUGUAUCAUUACACCCCCAACCCCAACAUCACAACAGCUGCUCCAUCCAAAAGCUUUCUCAGUGGAGGCAGGAUCAUCCGAGUUUCUGGUCAGAACCUGGAUGUGGUCCAAGAGCCAAAAAUGAGGGUCACCCUCAUUCCUCCUGAUACUCUCCCUCCCAGAAGGAGGAGGAGCAUCAAUAUUAGGAAUGAAGGAAGCCUGAACGGAGGACAGGAUCACCAGGGUCCGCUGAAGAGAUGGAGGAGAAUCGUCCCAGAAACAGACUGCCCUGAGGGUGCACUCUGUCAUGUCAAACAGUACGAGUCUCGCUGCACAGUGAACAGCUCCUCCUUCAUCUUGUGUCCGACCCCAGCGGUGGGUCCAGAGGCCAGGAGAGCCAGGGUCAAAGUUCAUUUCCUGCUGGACAGCCUCCAUUUUGAAUUCAACACUGUGGGGAAUGAAGCCUUCAGCUAUGAGCCCAACCCGAAGCUCUACCCACUAAACCAGAAUGACCCAACCAAACCAUACCACCACAAACCCGGCAGCAUCAUCUCUGUUGAGGGAGAGAACCUGGAUCUAGCCAUCUACAAGCAUGAGGUGGAGGCUCGGAUAGGGGAGGGGGUGUGUUCGGUGAAGACCUUGACACACAACCACUUGUACUGUGAACCUCCAGCCCAGCAGCCCUCAGUGGCAGCCAGCAGGAAACAGGAUGGCAUGGACAGUCUGCCCGAGUUCACUGUUAAAAUGGGGAACCUGAACUUCUCCCUGGGCAGGGUGCAAUACGACAGCCAGGCCCAGUCCACAUUUCCUCUGGAAGCCCAGGUGGGGGUCGGGGUCGGAGCCUCCAUAGUUGCUCUCAUUGUGCUCAUCAUAGUGCUUAUAUACAGGAGAAAGAGCAAACAGGCCAUGAGGGACUACAAGAAGGUGCAGAUUCAGCUGGAGAACCUGGAGACCAGUGUGAGAGACCGCUGUAAGAAGGAGUUCACAGACCUGAUGACAGAGAUGAUGGACAUGUCCAGUGAUUUGGUGGGUUCAGGGAUUCCCUUCCUGGAUUACCGGGCAUAUGCCGAGCGGAUUUUCUUCCCGGGCCACCAGGAGUCGCCACUGAGGCGAGAUCUGGAUGUUCCUGAGAGUCGAAGGCAGACUGUGGAGCAAGGGCUGGUUCAGCUGUCCAACCUGCUCAACAGUAAACUGUUCCUCACCAAGUUUAUUCACACUCUGGAGGUCCAGCGGACAUUUUCCCCCAGAGAUCGGGCUUACGUGGCCUCCCUGCUGACUGUAGCCCUGCAUGGUAAACUCGAAUACUUCACAGACAUCCUGAAGACACUGCUUAGCGAUCUAGUGGAACAGUAUGUGGCCAAGAACCCCAAACUGAUGCUCAGGAGAACUGAAUCUGUGGUUGAGAAGCUCCUGACAAACUGGAUGUCCAUUUGUCUGUUCACCUUUCUGAGGGAGUCAGCAGGGGAGUCGUUCUACAUGCUGUUUAGAGCGAUAAAGCACCAGGUGGACAAGGGACCUGUGGACGCUGUGACAGGAAAAGCCAAGUACACACUGAAUGACAACCGGCUGCUACGAGAGGACGUGGAGUACCGCACACUGACACUAAAUGUUGUGAUGCCAGCUGCAGCGGCCAGUGGAGGCACUUCUACCCAGACGGUACCUGCCAAAGUCCUGGACUGUGACACCAUCACCCAAGUGAAGGAGAAACUCCUGGAACAGACCUGGAAGGGAACCUCCUUUUCCCAGAGGCCACACAUUGACUCAUUACAUCUUGAGUGGCGUGCAGGUGUUGCAGGACACCUAAUCCUAUCAGAUGAGGACCUGACAUCAGUAGUACAAGGCUCGUGGAAGCGCCUUAAUACACUGCAACACUACAAGGUCCCUGAUGGAGCGACAGUUGCCCUCGUCCCCAGGAACACCAAACAUCACCUCCAUGACAGCCACGAUUACAUGCCUGGAGAAAAGACCCCUAUGCUAGAUGACGGGGAGGAGGGAGGAGUGAGGCUUUGGCAUCUGGUGAAAGCCAGCGAGGAGUCUGAGCUCCCCAAGCACAGGAGAGGUAGUCUGAGGGAGAGAGGCGGGGAGAGAGCCAAGGCUAUCCCCGAGAUCUACCUCACACGACUGCUCUCCAUGAAGGGCACACUGCAGAAGUUUGUGGAUGAUUUAUUCACUGCGAUCCUCAGCACCAGUCGUCCCGUACCUCUGGCUGUGAAAUACUUUUUCGACUUGUUAGAUGAGCAGGCUCUGCAGCACAACAUCAUGGACCCCGAGACCAUCCACAUCUGGAAAACCAACAGUUUACCACUGCGGUUCUGGAUCAAUAUCCUUAAGAACCCACAGUUCAUCUUUGACGUGCAGACCUCAGACCACGUGGAUGCUGUGCUGUCUGUCAUUGCCCAGACCUUUAUGGAUUCUUGCACCAUCGCUGACCACAAACUGGGGCGGGACUCUCCCAUCAACAAGUUGCUGUAUGCCAGAGACAUCCCACGCUACAAACAGAUGGUGGAGAGGUAUUAUGCAGACAUCCGUCAGACCAUCUCUGCCAGUGACCAGGAGAUGAACUCGGCUCUAGCAGAGCUCUCCCGUAACUAUGCUGCUGAGGUCAACUGCCUUGUGGCUUUGCAUGAGCUGUAUAAGUACAUCAACAAAUACUAUGAUCAAAUUAUCACAGCCCUGGAAGAGGACACCACAGCUCAGAAGAUGCAGCUUGGUUACAGGCUGCAGCAGAUUGCUGCUGCUGUAGAAAACAAAGUCACAGACCUAUGACCCCGAGGACAGGACGGAUUUUCCCUUUUAACAAGAGGACAAUGGUGAAAAAAGGUUCUGUCUCCUGGAGAAAGAGCAACGUUAUUUUUUUUUUUUUUUUAAGACAAAGGAGGACGAAGGAAUUUUGCGGCACAUACCAUGAUUUUGCUGUCAUUUCGACUAAUUUUUUAGUGAAGGGAGAAAUUAUCCUAAGAGGACCACUGAACCUGGCCAUGUCUCCUGACCUGUGUGCAGGAGCUACAGUAAUACUCCCUUGAAAUUUCCGCAGGUCCUAACACUGGGAGUAAAAUGACACUGCUCUGAGGAGGAAAAAAGGAGAAAAUGUGAGACGAAGCACAUCAAAACAAAGGAACUUCCUCUGAAGACUAUGACACCUCUCCUAAGGACUUCCCACACUGAUUUCAAGCUGAAGGGAGACAUGAUAUGAAAAGAGAUGUUUUUGUUUUUCCUCUGACUCAAUGUGUCAUGUUGGACUUUCUUGACAAACUGCACAGAACAUUCCUGCAAGUUUACAGCUGCGCUUUUUAGUCUUCUGCUGAGGAAUGGAUGCCGUAGGUGGGCUGGUUGUUGAAAGCGGGAAUGAGGAGGAAAAGGGAAAAGGAGGACUUGAACUUUAACGUCGACGGCCGUGGAAUUUUUACCGCAUUAUGUCGAAAGUCUUACACAAAGGACAAACGGAUAAUGACAAUGUCAAAGUGCUGUGGAGGCCUGAAGAGCCUUUUUUCAUUCUGCUUUUAGCUUCCUUAAAUCAUUCUACCAAGUCUUACUCUGUGCGAGAUCGGUUAGCUGUUAUUGGACAGUUUGUCGUUUUGUGUGAACGGUUUUCCAGGAUAGACUUUCUUUUUAAUUUUUUUAAGCCUCACAUCACCAGUUGUCCUUUUACUGUAAUUUAUAGAUCCUGCCUCAUGUAGUUUGAACUGAAAACCAGUGUUUUGUAAAAAAGUGUUGAUUUUAUUUCGAUGAGGACGUAGUACAUGAAUACUCUCAACUUGCUUUCUUCUCACGGUGACCUACUGCUGUUGUGAACGUUCUUUUCCUAGGUAAUGUAACGCAAAUGUUGGUAUCAAUUUUUUUUUAAUAUGUAUUACCCAAGACAGUUUGGCAGAGGUGCUCAUGGCUAACUCAUCAACUGAUCCGUCCUUAAGAAAACCAUGAAAAUAAAAUUUUCCACACAAGUUUAACUACAUGUUAAUCAAAAUCAAUAAUAGCACUACUGUAAUCUUUACUAAUUCAGUGAAAUAAGAUUAUUAUUAUUACUCAUGAAUGACCAAGCCUGACUUAUUAGGAAGUAAAUGCACAGUAUCUUAUAAACGAAUUCCACAUAAUUUAUUUUAUCUUUCACUGUCGCGACAGGAUUUACUUUCCCUCUGCAACGUAUAUUUAUGUGAGGGAUUUAUUUGUCUGUGGGUAUGAAAAUUACGUCAAGCAUAGAAAAACAGAGAAAAACUGUUCAGUUUGAUGGAUUGUAAAUCCUGAGGUUACUGUGAAAAAUAACGUGGAAUUAAACUACAUAUUUAUACAAUAAUUUCCUUCAUAUGUGCAUUUUAGAGAUUCAUUUCAAUUGCUUUGUCCAGUUUAUUUAUUUUAUACAUUUUUCUUUUUAUUUAAGUCAGGUUUGAUCUUUUCAUAUGUCUAAGUUGUUUUGGCUGCUGUCCAUAAAAUAUACAUUCUGUUUUCGGAUUUCCGAUUAUUUCAUGCAGCCGCUGCGCGGGUGAGUGGUCAUCUCUUCACCGUGGUCACUUGAAUCUAUCAAAGUCCAGUUUGCAGUUGAUUCAGCUCCACCUGUAAAUUUAGUUUCUAACCAUUACUGAGACCCUUGAGUAUACUGGCCUUUUUCAGGGCGAAGGAAAUCAAGGAAACCGCCGCCAGCCUUGGAUGGUUGUUAUAUAGGAGAGUAGGUUUUUCAUGCAAACAAAAUUUUGCGCUGACAAAACAGCUGUACCCUGAUUUUAGGCUUUAAGGUGGAUGCCAGAUUUUAGCAGUGUUAGGCAGAGCAGAGCUGUACUUCCUUAUCCUAUAGAAAUUGUUCCUUUUCUCGCAAGACUGAAAUCAGUCAAUACGGCUGAUAAACAAAGGUUCCUGUGUUCCCUGUUGCUCUGUGAUGCCCUAUGUGAAAGUCUUCUGCUAGUUUUUUUUUUUUUUUUCCGAUUUAAUUUAUUGUUUAUUUAUUCGUUGCAUAUGUUGUUGGUUAUUUUUUCUGGACAUAGAAAAUAAUAAUGGUUAUGUCCCUCCCAAUCAAAGGUUACAUCAUGUUUUUUUUUGUUUUUUUUUAAAAGAAAAGCAAGAGCCUUUGCCAUUUUUAGUACCUUACGGUGUUUGUUUUUAUCCGUUGAUCAACUCUCAAGAUCGAUGUGAGGUUAUAAAAGUCUAAAUCAAAUUCACUAUCAGCUGUCUUGAAUUUCUGAUACAGUCCCAGCCUCUCAUUUUAUAUGUUCCAUUUUAGAGGCCCUAGAAAAACCCGAUUUGUAAUGUUGCAAGCGAUUACCAUACACAUUUAGUGUUGCUUGUGGCGUACUUGUGUAUGCAAAGCUCAGUUCUGAUCUUUUACCAUUUUCCUGUACUCUCCUUACAUAAUCCUGACUUUAGCAUUCUCUAACCAAUUGAUAGGAUGAACCUAACAACAACUUACUGUGAUGCAAUAAAUAAAGUUGUC
Messenger RNA from Xiphias gladius (swordfish), 9586 nucleotides. Its product is annotated as plexin-B1-like. The coding region runs from base 406 to 6933 and encodes 2175 amino acids. The transcript is spliced from 39 exons. Gene Ontology annotation, biological process: regulation of GTPase activity; semaphorin-plexin signaling pathway involved in axon guidance; negative regulation of cell adhesion. Gene Ontology annotation, molecular function: protein binding; semaphorin receptor activity. The record is from RefSeq and is a predicted model, not a curated record. Gene Ontology annotation, cellular component: semaphorin receptor complex. NCBI's taxonomy places the organism in Eukaryota, Metazoa, Chordata, Actinopteri, Istiophoriformes, Xiphiidae.